GUUAAAUCAAUAUAUCAAUGUAAUUUGCCUAACAAAGGAUUUAUCUGACGACUAAAAGUAUUUAAUUAUUUGAUAAAUAAAUUUCUUGGGAUGUAAUUUUCCCGCUUUUAAAGAAAAUAAUAGAAUAUAGAAAAAAAUGGCAGAAGAUUUAUUAGCAAAGGAAAAGGAGUUCCACAGAUUAAAUAAAGAAUUGGAAGAAAAAACUCGACAAAUAAUGAAGGAGGUUGAUUCGGUGAUGAUGGGGUCUACUAAUAAUUUCUAUUUGUCUCCUUCAAAUCAACAUUAUUCAUCAACAAUGUUUGAAAAUAUAAAUCCUAAAAUUUUGGACGCUCCAACUCUAAUGGAAAGACAAUCAGAGCAAAGUGCUUUGAAAAAAUAUAGUUCUUCUUCGAAUUUUUUUGAAAAACCACAUUUUCCGAAAGAGAAUGCAGAAGUAAGUAAUCAGAAUGCUUUUCAAAGUGAAAAAAAUUCAAAAACCGAAACAAUGAUUCAAUUACUGAAAUCGAAGAUAAAAUCUCAGGAAAAUGAAAUACAAGCCAUUCAAACCGAGUAUAAAAAAAAGGUAAUGCCAUGUAUCGGUGCAACAAAAUACUGUUCACACCUACACUGA
Belonocnema kinseyi is the source of this 610-nucleotide messenger RNA. RefSeq lists its product as uncharacterized. Bases 137 to 610 code for a protein of 157 amino acids. NCBI's taxonomy places the organism in Eukaryota, Metazoa, Arthropoda, Insecta, Hymenoptera, Cynipidae. The transcript has 3 exons. The record is from RefSeq and is a predicted model, not a curated record.